This is a messenger RNA of Telopea speciosissima, 2334 nucleotides long. Its product is annotated as pentatricopeptide repeat-containing protein At3g46790, chloroplastic. NCBI's taxonomy places the organism in Eukaryota, Viridiplantae, Streptophyta, Magnoliopsida, Proteales, Proteaceae. The transcript has a single exon. The record is from RefSeq and is a predicted model, not a curated record. The coding region runs from base 62 to 2008 and encodes 648 amino acids. Gene Ontology annotation, molecular function: protein binding; RNA binding; zinc ion binding. Gene Ontology annotation, biological process: RNA modification.
UUAUCACUUGCCAGAGAAAAAGUAUCAACCAACGGUCCAACGCCACCAGCGCCAAUUUAUCAUGUUGACGUUUCAAACUCCCCCAACCCUUCAGGUAUCUUUCGCGCCAAAACACUCGCCCCUGGUUGCCCUUUCAUCAAAGAAUAAUGUCUCAGUUGCGUUACAGAGUCCUAACAAUAAUCAAUUAAUCCAAUCUCUCUGCAAGCAAGGCAAUCUCAAACAAGCUCUUCGAAUCCUCCCCAGUGAACCCAACCCCACCCAGCAGACCUUCGAGUUCUUAAUUCUCUCUUGCAUAGAUCGGAACUCUCUGUCCGACGGUUUAACCGUACACCGUCACAUUGUUGAAGAUGGGUUUGAUCAAGAUUCAUUCUUGGCGACCAAACUCAUCAAUAUGUAUUCCCAUUUCAACUCUAUUGAGAAUGCUCGUUACGUUUUCGAUAAAACCCUUGACAGAACAGUCUUUGUAUGGAAUGCACUCAUUAGAGCGCUUGCACUGGCAGGUCGUGGGGAGGAAGCACUUUCUUUCUACCGUCAGAUGAACCAAACUGGGAUUCCCUCCGACAGGUUCACUUACCCUUAUAUACUUAAGGCAUGUGUUUCAUCAUCAUACUCUUCGAUUUUACUUCUGCACAAGGUAAAAGAGAUUCAUGGUCACAUUUUACGACAUGGUUUUGAGUCUCAUGUUCAUGUUGCCACUACUUUGGUGGACGUGUAUGCAAGGUAUGGCUAUGUUUCUGAGGCAGCACAAUUGUUUGAUGAGAUGCCUGAGAGAAAUGUGGUCUCUUGGAGUGCCAUGAUUGCAUGCUAUGCAAAGAAUGGGAAACCUUUUGAGGCGUUAGAGUUAUUUCGUGAGAUGAUAGCCAAAACCCAAAGUGCUGUUCCAAAUUCAGUGACUAUGGUUAGCGUUCUUCAAGCUUGCGCUGCUUUGGCUGCUCUGGGACAAGCGAAAUUGAUGCAUGGUUAUGUCCUCCGAAGGGGCCUUGAUUCGAUCCUAACAGUAAUAAAUGCCCUUGUGUCCACAUAUGCAAAAUGUGGUAGCCUAGAGAUUGCAGUUCGUGUCUUUAGUCGGAUGGAUAGAAGGGAUGUUGUUUCUUGGAAUUCCAUGAUCUCAGGUUAUGGAAUUCAUGGUUUUGGGGUGGAAGCAAUCCAGGUUUUUCAAAGGAUGAUUGAAAGCGGCUUCUCACCCAAUUCCAUUACAUUUGUGAGUGUUUUGGGAGCUUGCAGCCACAUCGGGCUUGUUGAGGAGGGGAAGAAAUUGUUCAAAGCUAUGGUUUCUCAACAUGGGAUUUUUCCUAGUGCGGAGCACUAUGCUUGUUUGGUGGAUCUUCUAGGGCGUGCUGGCAGAUUAGAAGAAGCUGUCAAGAUUAUAGAAGAGAUGCGGAUUGAACCAGGACCAACAGUUUGGGGUUCUCUUCUUGGCGCAAGUAGGAUUCAUUGCAAUGUCGAGCUUGCAGAGAGAGCUAGCCUUCGGCUCUUCAAGCUUGAGCCUACAAAUGCCGGUAAUUAUGUGCUUUUGGCUGAUACCUAUGCAGAAGCUGAGAAGUGGGAUGAAGUGAGUAGAGUUAAGAAGCUUCUGGAUGCUCAACGAUUACAAAAAGUCCCUGGUUGUAGUUGGAUUGAAAUAAAGAAGAAGAUAUACUCAUUUCUCUCUGUUGAUGAACUAACCCCACAGAUUGAACAGCUCCAUGCUUUGUUGGUCCAGUUGUUAAUGGAGAUGAAGGAGAAAGGUUAUGUUCCAGACACCAAGUUUGUGCUCUAUGAGCUUGAUCAGGCCGAAAAGGAACAAAUUGUAUUGGGCCACAGUGAGAAGCUGGCAGUUGCCUUUGGACUCAUCAACAGUAGUAAUGGUGAAACAAUCCGGAUUACCAAGAACCUGAGAUUGUGUGAAGAUUGUCAUUCUAUGACCAAAUUCAUUUCCAAGUUUACAGAUAGAGAAAUUCUUGUUCGAGAUGUAAACCGUUUCCACCACUUCAGGGAUGGGAUUUGUUCGUGUGGGGAUUAUUGGUAACCUCAGCCAAAGAUAUUUCUGGUUUUCUCUUCUUCUGAAAGCUUGAUUCUCGUGAAAUUCUCAUUAUAGCCAAGGGAUUUUGAAGAUGUAGAGUUGUACAGUGUUGAUUUCAAUCAGAAGGUGAGAGUUUUAGGUCAACAAUUUAAAUUUCAAUCUUGUACUACUUUCUAUCUUAUUUUGUUUUUCCUUUUAUAAAUAUGUUAUAUCUGUAAGCUGAUUGUAUUGUAAUGGUAAUGAUGGAUUUUCCUGCUAUAUGUGUUGCAUUUGCACAUCUAUAUGGACCGUCCAAUUGAUGGGAAGCCACUUUUGAUGCAUUUUUCUUCAAA